GCGUGGGUAGACACUGGAUAUUCCUAUAAUAGUUCUAGUGAACUCUGCUUUGAAAAGACCAAAGACCUAAUAAAUAUUUAGGACCAGAUCCUCAGCUGGUGUAAAUUAGUGUAGCUCCCUUAGGAUCAAGGGAGCUAUGUUGAUUUACACCAGCUGAGGAUCUGCCUCAAACAGUUUUUCCCUUCAAGUAAAAAGUGAUCAUCCUUCAGUUUACCUCAGAAAUGUAUAUGCUGUAUGUGGAGCCUGAUUUUAGUACAGACUGCAAAAGGGAGGGAAAGGUUUACUGAGUAGGAGAGACGCAGAAGUUUUGAGACAAUAACGAGUUCUAUUUUGGUGCCUCUGGGUCAGUGGUGGAAGCAACUGAGGCAGUAGAGGGUGCAGCAUCCCUUUAUGUAGCCUGACUCUCAGAGGCACAGCAGGAGGAGCGCUCAAACAGGCACUGCUUAGAGAAGGUUUGGCACUUAGCUUGCACUGGUCAGCCAUUACCCAUACAUGUGAAUAUGCAGAAUCAUUUCGAAGAACUCCAGUUACAAGAAAGAGAAAUCUGAUUACUGGGUUGAAUGAGGUUUGAGGAGAUGCUUUCUUCAUAUUGGACACUCUUUGCUUUCUUCAUAUUGGACACUUAUCGAAGAGAGAGGAAAAUAGGAGAUUGAAAAGGAAGAGAAUGUGUCCAACUCGGGCAGAAGGAAAAGAGAAGCACAUUCAUACCAGGCCAGAAACCACAAAAAUGUUCCAAAAGGCUUUGGGGAAGGGAGAAGUAGUAACCGAGCUCGCUGACUCAGACAAUGAGGAGGUGGAGAUAAAGUGCAUCCUAGAAUAUCUUGAAAGCCGCGAUUUGUCAUCUGUGGAGCACGAGCUCCACAUCUUGAGAAACCUAGAAAGAAAAAUCAGUGCUAUCACCCAUCUGCAUAGUGACCUGGCCCAGCGGCUGGUUGACAUCACCUCCAUCACUGUCAUCAAGGAUAAGGAACUGAAGGAGGAAUUUGAGGAGGCUGCCAUUGCCAUUAUAGUGGCCGUUGGUAAGCACUGUCCAGGAGAGGUCGUGGCCACACUGCAAGAGAGAUUCCAGUCAAAAGUCCUGCCGCUCCACCAAGUCCUCUGUGCUGUGGAGAAGCUCUGUCAACUCAGUGUAAUGGCUCCCUACAUAGGUGCAAUGUGGGACUGUGUCCUUCCAGCCCUACCCUUGGUAGAGUCAGAAGAAUAUAUGCUGGUAUUUAGUGAUGUACUAAGAGGACUUGCCAAGUAUGCAUCAAGGUACCUUGCUGAGCCACCACAAGGAGCUAAGAAGCUCGACAUUACCGGAGAAACAGCAGCUGCCAAAGCCUACGUGACUUUCCUGGUGUUUUUCAACAAGUGGUUCCCAACUGCGAAGGGGAAGGUGAUGGAAGCCACGCUGGAUGUAAUCGGCCAGCUGUUUUCCAUCAUGUCUGUUCAAACACUAAAAAAUCAUCUACAGUGUUUGAUCUCACAACUCCUGCAUCAGUAUGGGACCAGGAUACAACAUUUUUAUGUCACAGAGUGCCUAUGCCAUCUUCUGCAUGCUGUACUGUGCCACCAGAAAUGGAGUAAGAGGCUGUACCAGAGUCUUGACAAUAUUCUUAGUUCUCUCUUCGCACAAGUUUGCACUAAGACUGAUGAAUCAGAUAUGCUAAGUAAAUGUAACCAGACCUCUGCAUUGCGAGCCUUCCAAGUGCUGGGCCCAGUUUAUCAGGAGGAGAUUAUGGCUUUCCUCAGAAAACAGAUGGAAGGCUCAGAAGAGGUGAAGUGCACUGCAGCGCUCACAGUCUUGAGAGAAGUUGCCGAGGAGUCUCCUCAUAUGGACAAAGUGAAAGAGAUUAUGGUGCAGUCUGUGGCUCUCAUCAUACAGGAAAACAUCUAUAAGAUAAAAAGGCCUCUCUUGCAGUUGAUUAGAAGUUGUGCAUGCUGUGGAUAUCUCACUCUGCCAGGAGGCAGUGUAUUGGUGGAUUUUCUCAUUCGGCAGUGUGAGCUUCCUGGCAGCAUUGUGAAACAUGGAAGUGACUGGGAUGAAGAGGCAGUCCAGGUGUAUAGUAUCAACACCUUAAACCUGGUGCCCUGGAAAAUGCUACUGCAGUUUGUGUGCCCUCUGGAGUAUGCCAAUACUUUCAUCCCCGUCUGCAAGACCUUGACGUCUUUGUUCAUAAAGUCAGGGAAAGGAGGCCUGUCUCCUUACCUGGGGGAGUUACACAGACGACCAACCGAACUCCCAACCCCUCAGGCCCUUCUGAUCCGCCUUUUGGUAAGAAAUUCUCAUCUAUUUGGUCCAGGAUAUUUGCAUUUAGUUCAAUAA
This is a messenger RNA of Pelodiscus sinensis (Chinese soft-shelled turtle), 2308 nucleotides long. Lineage: Eukaryota; Metazoa; Chordata; Testudines; Trionychidae. The record is from RefSeq and is a predicted model, not a curated record.